GGGGAGGCUUCAGGAAGCGACGGAUCCGGCUGCGGCGGCGGCGGCGGCGAGGGCCCGGGUGGGUGACCGAACUUCUCCCGCCAUGGAGGGCGCAGCGGCCCGGGAGGCCCGGGGGGCCGAGGCCCCGCGCGCGUCUGCGUCCCCGCCCGCGCCCUCGGAGCCCCCGGCUGCGACCCGCGCCCGCCCGCGCCUCGUCUUCCGCACGCAGCUGGCGCACGGGAGCCCCACGGGCAAGAUCGAGGGCUUCACCAACGUCCGCGAGCUGUACGCCAAGAUCGCCGAGGCCUUCGGGAUCGCGCCCACCGAGAUUUUAUUCUGCACCCUCAACAGCCACAAAGUGGACAUGCAGAAGCUCCUAGGGGGCCAGAUAGGCCUGGAGGAUUUCAUCUUUGCCCACGUGCGAGGCGAGACCAAGGAGGUGGAGGUCACUAAGACAGAGGACGCUCUGGGGCUGACCAUCACGGACAACGGGGCCGGCUACGCCUUCAUCAAGAGAAUCAAAGAAGGCAGUAUCAUCAACCGGAUCGAGGCAGUGUGCGUGGGUGACAGCAUCGAAGCCAUCAACGACCACUCCAUCGUGGGCUGCCGCCACUACGAGGUGGCCAAGAUGCUCCGGGAGCUGCCCAAGUCCCAGCCCUUCACCCUGCGCCUGGUGCAGCCCAAGAGGGCCUUCGGUGAGGCGGGCGGGCUGGCGGGAGCUCUUCCCGAAGUGGGUUCUACGGAUGCCCGGGGUGGAGGAGGGUUGGGGAUGGCACGGGCUGGAAGGUUCUAG
Molecule: messenger RNA, 772 nt
Organism: Piliocolobus tephrosceles (Ugandan red Colobus)
Lineage: Eukaryota; Metazoa; Chordata; Mammalia; Primates; Cercopithecidae
Gene: GIPC3
Product: GIPC PDZ domain containing family member 3
Exons: 3
Coding region: 83-772 (229 amino acids)
Molecular function (GO): protein binding
Source: RefSeq, a predicted model, not a curated record